GAAAUUUUUAUAAAUAUCCAUGUCGUACACGGAGAUAUAGUUAUCAUUUCAGCGUCCCGUUCGGCAACGAAUAUCGGUUACCGACAAUCGGUAAACUUGGGAAACAGUUGCUGAUUGGCUGAUUUCAAACGGCCACGUGAUUCGAACUGCGUAGAGGACGGUUGAGUCCCGUUCACGAGAAACGAAAUUCCUGAUACGCUGUUAAUUUUUUAAUUGUAACAUCGGAAUGGAAACGUCAAUAAUCGCCACCUCGAACGUGACCAAUUUUCAAGAAUGCGUAUCGGAGUUGGUUUUGAAUUCGUUGGACGCCAGAGCGACGGCGAUAGCGAUACGGUUUGAUUUAGAGAAACGUAAAAUUCAAGUAGUAGACAAUGGUGUAGGAAUAUCGAAAAAGAAAUUGAUUGACAUUGCGGAGUACAGGUCACGCGUCCUUUGUUGGAAUGUGGAGGAUAUAUGUAACGCCAAGAAACAGACGUUAGUAAAUAUUCGUAGAUUGUCUGAUGCUGUAAUCAUUACUUCUAGACAUUGCAGUUCAUCUAGAACAUACACCAAGGUAUGCAAAGUGGGUUGUUCACCCAAGAUAGUUAAAGUUCAAGGAAGACCAUCCAGUGGAACUACGGUAACAGUUUAUGGAUUCCAUGAACUAACAUUUCACAAGUGGAAUGUACCCUUAACGUACCUUAUGAUAGGAAACAUUGCCAUAGUUAAUCCACAAGUAUCAUUUUCCAUUAGAGAUGAUCAAGAAAGGAGACUUAUUAUGGCAAUCACUAAACCUCAUAAACCAAUGGACAUUUUUAAAUUACUGUAUUACAAGGAAGUGUCAUUCAAUAAUUUGUGGUAUAUUAAUAAUAUGAAUGACCCUUGUACCAAGUUCCAUGCCUUCAUUGGUUUUUCUAACAGAAAGUCAAAUGCUAUACAGUAUAUUUUUCUCAAUAAUAGACCUGUGCAUUGUCCUUUGAUUCGCCAAGUGAUUUCAAAUGCCUUUAUCAAUGCAUUGAAAUUGUUUGUGAAAGCUGGACUGCAUCAGAUACCAAAGAGGAAAGCUAUUUUUAUUUUGUUGUUUAUUUCAUGUACAGAACAUAUUUUUACAUUGGAAAACAGAAAGAAAACUUUGGUUUUACCUUCUGUCCGGAAUUUACUACUCAGUAUUCAGAAUGAAAUAGAAACUAUCUUCCUUAAAGAUAUCAAGCCCCUUUCUAAUAUAAACAGUAUUAAAUUGGUUAAGAAAACGUUGUUAAUUAAAACACCCGUAGUUCCAAAGUUUCAAAAUACUACAAUUGACAAAUCAAAUGUAAAUAUUAAAGAUAAUAGUUUGCUGGAAGAUUAUGAAAAAAGUAAGACGGUACAUGAAAUGACAAUAAAUCAAUUACCAGUGAAUGAAAUAAAUAAUAUUCAAUCAUUUACACAUGAAAAGCUAAGCAAGAAUGUAGUUGAAGAAACUUCAGUAUUAGCGCUUACACAGUGGUCCAAUUGGAGCUAUCAUGAUGAUAAAUCACAGAAAUUGAAAGAAGCUAAUCAACAUAAUAACUCUACACUGUUUUAUAAGCGCUUUGACUUCUUGCCGAAGAAAUUGCACAAACUUUUACGUGGUAACACGAAAUUAACGAAGACUGAUGUUUUGAAUGAUUGGGGUGGAAGCGAUUCUUCGGCUAGAUUAAGAUCUGGAUUAGACAUACCAGAUAUUCUACUCCACCAGGAAACAGAUGUACGUCCAUGCGAGGCUACUCAGCGAUUCCAUGAAUUUAAACUGAAAAAGGAACUUUUAAAGUUUGUAACCGUAUUGGGUCAGGUGAACAAUGAAUUAAUAGUGGGACUAGCAGUUAAAAAUGAUACAAAGAUGCUGCUAUUAAUGGACCAACAUGCAAUUCAUGAAAGAAUACGAUACGAAAAUUUACUUAACACAUACAAGUGUCAAAUGAAAUAUCAGUUGCUGUCCACAAAAUUAAAAGAUUCAAUAGCUAUACAGUUAACAAUAGAAGAGUGCAAUGUACUUCUGAAGCAUAGACUACAAUUAAGAAGAUUUGGAAUAAGUUUCAAUAUCAUAAAUGACAGCACUGUGGUAGUGCACACAUUGCCAGAGUGUUUAAAGAAAAAUAAAUAUCAUCACGAUGAAGUGAAGUUGAAACAGAGUGUACAGAAUCUUUUAAAUGAAACGAUACAAAGUUUGAUGAAUGACAAAUGUCACGAAUCACUUAAUCUUCCUGUUACCAUCCAUAAUGCACUCGCAAUGGAAGCUUGUCAUGGUAUGUGCGAUCUUAUAAAUAAUACAAUAAAUAAGGUACGCAAUUCGUAAAGUGUAAAUAUUUAAAGUGUAUAUUAUAUAGUAGCAAAUAUUGGUACAACAACAAUCUCAUUCGCUAUCGUCUAAUAUCAGAGUAUUUUAGGAGCUAUCAAAUUCGGGGAUCCGCUGACACUGCAACAAUGCAAGUGGCUCUUGAUGUUGUUGCAGAAAACAAAAAUCCCUACACGGUGCGCUCACGGCCGACCUUCUAUAAUACCUGUAUUAGAGCUCUCGGAACUCGAGAAAUGGAAUAAAAAAGCUGCACAGGUAUACAACGAACAUUACUCGUGACACAAUUCUUUCUUGUAAAGGGGAUUUAAAAUUUAUGUCAACACGUACGUCGUACAUUGCACUAGAUUUGAUCUUUAUACACUUAAUCACAUAGAAGGACUCGGAUCACCUUCACGUUACAGGAUAAUAAACGUCUAGUAUACUAUUUAUAUAGAAGCAAUAAUUCCACAUCUAUUUCAUUCGAAAGAUAUCAUCUCUACUUAACUGUUGCAUGUAACGUGCAACUAUAAUUGCGAUCAAUUAAAUUAGAUGUCAGGGUACCCGGAGACCAAGAUGUCUUUCCCGAAGUAGUUGAUUCUGCUCACGUAGAUCGUGAACUCGACGCCUCCGAGUGCAAUCGGACAGGGAUUGUUAGGCCGAGUGAAGAAGCACAUCGUGUACAGGGCGAAUUCCAAUUCGGGCGACGUACCAACGAACACUGUACUGACUGGUUGCACUAUUCCAUUCAGGCUCGAGCGUAGCUUAACGACAGCUGCUUUCUGCAAUGAUCAUCAAAUUACAAUGUAAAUCACCUUCCAAUUAACUCGCGAAUGGUAACUUCAAACAUUGUAGACAACUUACGUCGCCCAUUUUGGUUUCUUUGAUGUACCCAAGGUAAUUCAAUUUAUUCGCAGCUUCCUGUUUGGCAUAGUAAAUCCAAUUGUGCAGUCCAAUGAUAUCCGAGUCGAAUUGCUCAGCUAGGAAUACCGUUUCGAAGCCAGAGCUAGACGGUUCCCCGUCGAUCCGCUUGAACUGGGAGAACCAAAUGCGCUUCAGGCUGUCCUUGAACUCGUACUCGUCGUCUGGAAUGUAUCCCUUGUCAGCCAGGAAUUUCAUGGUGGACUUGAUGAUCUCAGUCUCCAUAAUUUUGUCGAUGAGAUCCGACUCCUCCCGACGUUCCUCGGAAGUGACGGUCUCCUUCGUCUUAACGUCCAGCUCGUAGUUGUCGUGCAACGCUAGCACCGCUUUGACGGUUGGCAGAUCGUAAGCCUCCGCUUGAACCUCCAGUAAACUGAAACAACGACAGUCGAAAACACCGCUGCGACUCAAUCUCAAUCAACGAGUAACUCUAAAUGCAUACUGUUCAGGUGCGUCGUCCG
This is a messenger RNA of Nomia melanderi (Alkali bee), 3651 nucleotides long. The record is from RefSeq and is a predicted model, not a curated record. Lineage: Eukaryota; Metazoa; Arthropoda; Insecta; Hymenoptera; Halictidae.